CCUUACUCUACUCUACUCUUAUUCCUAUUCCAUUAUUCUAUUCUAAAGGUUUUGGAGAAGGGUUUGGAGAUGGGAAAAUCAACCAGCCGCUUUGAAACGGGCAAGAGACGGAAGGAGGACAACCUUUUAGGAUUGCAACUCAAGAUCACAAGAAAGGAGUGGAGCCCAACGUGGCAUUUUCCCGCAAUCCUUCGGCCGUACGGCUCCCGGGCUGCGCGCUCUGACAUCUUGUUGUACGGAACGCAACAGCUGGAAGGCGCCAUGUAGGGAAGCACCCCCUCCCCUCCCCCCCGCUGCUGCCGCCUCCUCCAGGUCCUAAAAACCUACUCGGAAAGCGAGAAAGAGAAAGUCGGGUGCGCGGAGCGAAGUUUCUUUCUUCCGAUAGAUCAGCGCCCGCGGGUUUUCGUUUUUAACCCGGACACUUCGCUGCGCUGAAGGCAGGAACGGGUUUUGGAUGCCCCGCAAAGGGGGAUGUGCGGGGCGGGGGUUGUCCACAGCCGAUAGUUGGAGGUGCGUAAAUGUGGGGUGAGCGACGGGAUCCGCCUCUCAUCAGAUGAUAGGGCGGAGAAAGCCCGUGGCAAAGCGGAGAGAAACUUAGGGAAGCCGGCGCUCCCGUUUCACAGAAACGCGGCGGACUGCAUCACUUAUCAUCCGCAACCUGGGGGUAGGGGAAGGGAAGUAAGAGCCCCAGCAUCUUCCAGGUGGACUGUCUUGGACCAUACAAGUCCCAUCACCUCCAGUGUCCAGAAGCUUAGAAUUGUGGGUGGGGACAUGGAAAGAGAAAAUCCCAACAAGGAAGCUGUCCUCAUUACGGGUGGAAGUGGAUAUUUUGGUUUUCGGUUGGGUUCAGCCUUAGCCAAGAGCAAAGUGGAUGUGACCCUCUUUGAUGUUUCCAAGCCUACCCAAGAGAUGCCGAAAGGUGUGAAAUUUGUGCAGGGUGACAUCUGUGUGAUCCACGAAGUGGAAGAAGCAUUCCAGGGUGUGUCCUGUGUCUUCCAUGUUGCUUCCUAUGGGAUGUCUGGCCGGGAGCAGCUCAACCCAAAACGUAUAGAAGAGGUGAAUGUCAAAGGAACCGACAACAUCAUUGAAUCUUGCAGGAAAGUUGGAAUCUCCAAACUUAUAUACACAAGUACAUACAAUGUAGUCUUUGGAGGUCAAGUCAUAGAAAACGGAGAUGAAUCUUGGCCUUAUCUACCCCUCCAUCUUCACCCUGACCAUUACUCAAGGACCAAAGCUUUGGCUGAAAUGAAAGUCCUGGAGGCAAACGGGACAGUCCUAAGGGAUGGUCAGGGAAUUUUGAGAACCUGCGCCAUAAGACCUGCUGGCAUUUAUGGGCCAGGAGAGCAGAGGCAUCUUCCAAGGAUUGUCAACUAUGUUGAGCAGGGAUGGUUCCGGUGUGUGUACGGGAAUCCUAGAAGCCUGGUGGACUUUGUGCAUGUAGAUAACCUGGUGCAAGCUCACAUUUUAGCAGCCAAGGCUCUGGGUGCCACCAAAAACUAUACAGCUGCUGGCCAAGCCUAUUUCAUUUCUGAUGGGAGGCCAGUCAAUAAUUUUGAAUUCUUCCGCCCUUUGGUGGAAGGUUUGGGAUACACCUACCCCUCUCUCUGCCUCCCUCUGUCACUCGUUUACUUCUUUGCAUUUGUUACAGAACUAGUCCAUGUUGCAGUGGGGCGCCUGUAUAACUUUCAGCCCCUCCUCACUCGCACCGAAGUUUACAAAACCGGUGUGACCCAUUUUUUCAGCUUAGCCAAAGCUAGAAGGGAGCUGGACUACGAACCUCAGCAUUACAGCCUAUGCGAAGUGGUGGAAUGGUUCCAAGCCCAUGGUCACGGCCAAAAGUUUAGCAAGUCCUCAAAAAAACACUUCAUCAGAAACGCAGCUCUGGCCUUCCUUGUGGCAGUGAUGGUCCUUUUAUGGUUGCCAACAUUUUCUUGAAGCUCCUCAAAUAAGAAAAUGCAACAAGCGCCACGGGUGGCCUAGAGGCGGAGCUCUCGCCUCACACUCAGGAGGCUAUGAGUUUGAUCCUAGGCAGUGGCAGAUGUUUAUGAGUAAUUUGCUGCAACCUCCGUGUAGGCAUUAGGAAGGGCAUCCGACCAGUAAAUUCCUAAGCGUGUUGUGACUCCAGCCCUCGAAUCUGGCCCCAUGCCCGAAAGUGACUCAGAAAGUGAGGGGAAAGGGCCCGUAAGGCUUACCUCGGGAGCACCUAUUCCUUUGGCUCGGCUCCAGGAGCCAGAACCAUACCAGUCGGAGGUCAUAAUGAGGCCGUCAUCCCCUGAUUUCUCCCUUCCCCAGGCUACACCUUCAGACCCAGCUGAUAAUAAUAAUCAAGCUUGGCUUGACCCGCGCUUCAGAAGAUUAGAGAGGCGGCGUCAUCAAAAGGAUAUAUAAGGAGCUUUGGGACUGCUCUCACUCCACGGGAAGCAAAAGUUUAGCUGAACCGUUUCAAAAAGAGCUGAAAGUCUUGCUACGUGAGUCAUUUGUUUGAACUUUGGCAGGCAGCUGCGAUUUCUCUGCCAGGACUGAUAAGAGCUGUGAAUCCACUGGCUGAAGGCCAGCUCAUGGGUCUGAAGUGGGGAAGGAGACAGAACAAAGCGCCAUUCCCAACUUCACCCCAAUACAAGAGAUUACAGACCCUUCCACCGCCGCCGCUACCAAUUUGCUAGAACCAGCUGAAUAUUAUCACUGGAGUAGAUGAAGCCGCUCAGAAGGGACCCUUGUUCUCGGGGACAUAAAGGCAGGGGAGGGUGGGACGGCCUUUCAGACAUGCAAGAUUCUGUUAUUUUAAUCUUACAAUAAAGGUGGUGUUAGUACAUGUGGUUUCGUGUCUGAACUACCUUGGAGGGCUGACUUCUAUUGCACUUGAACCUUUUUCUUCUUCAGGAAAAGUCCGGAUCGUGAGUUUGAUGUUAUUUAAUGAAUAAAGCACCUGCUUGUUUGUGAAUGCUGACGCAAGAGGAUGGAUUCAUCAUUUAGCCACUCAACUCAUGACUGCUGAGUUUCUUCCUGGAACCAUUCUAGCAAAUAACAUUUUCAGACCUAUUUUACUGGGGCCCAAGCAUAGCAUGCGAACAUGAAGGCUCUGAGCUUGCUUGUUUUGGUCACCACACUAUAAAAAAGAUGUUGAGACUCUAGAGAAAGUGCAGAGAAGAGCAACCAAGAUGAUGAGGGGACUGGAGGUUAAAACAUAUGAUGAACGGUUGCAGGAACUGGACAUGACUAAUCUAGUGAAGAGAAGGACGAAGGGAGACAUGAUAGCAGUCUUCCAAUAUUUGAGGGGCUACUACACAGAUGAGGGUGGGGUCAAGCUAUUUUCCAAAGCACCCAAAGGCCAGACAAAGAAUAAUGGAUGGAAACUGAUCAAGGAGAGAUUCAACCUGGAAAUAAGGAGGAAUUUUCUGACAGUGAGAACAAUCAACCCAUGGAACAGAAAUGGCCUUCAGAAAUUGUGGGAGCGUCAUCACUGGAAACUUACAAGAAGAGACUGGACUGCCAUUUAUCAGAAACAGUGUAGGGCCUCCUGCUUUGGCGGGGGUGGCUGGGGGUUGGACUGGAUGACCUACAAGGUCCUUCCAACUCUCUUAUUCUGUGAUGUUUUCUUGCAAAUGUUUCAUUAUCCGAACUAGGCAACAGGUUUGGGUCAUGCAGCAGCUCCAAGAAAACAAGCAAGCUCAGAAAGCACCAAGGAGCCCUCUUUUCAACCCUGAGCUACAAAUAUUCCCCUUUGCCACAUGAAAGUCCUAGUAAACCAUCACCUUGUUUCU
This is a messenger RNA of Ahaetulla prasina, 3761 nucleotides long. RefSeq names its product short chain dehydrogenase/reductase family 42E, member 1 (gene SDR42E1). Gene Ontology annotation, biological process: steroid biosynthetic process. NCBI's taxonomy places the organism in Eukaryota, Metazoa, Chordata, Lepidosauria, Squamata, Colubridae. The coding region runs from base 772 to 1935 and encodes 387 amino acids. Gene Ontology annotation, molecular function: 3-beta-hydroxy-Delta5-steroid dehydrogenase (NAD+) activity. The record is from RefSeq and is a predicted model, not a curated record. The transcript is spliced from 3 exons.